CACACUGAAAAGUACCCAUCCUAAAUAAGCACACAGUGAAUUCCCACCAGAAAUGCACAGCUGCGCUUCCUGCCGGUGUAGUCUCCCCUACUUCCUCCGGCGUCUCGGAAUCCCGUUGCUCUGUCCUCUGCGUGGGAAACGCAGACUUUACUGUGUGACAAUGUCAUUUAGAUUUGGCCAGCAUCUCAUCAAGCCCUCUGUGGUGUUUCUCAAAACAGAACUGUCCUUCGCCCUGGUGAAUAGGAAACCUGUUGUACCGGGACAUGUCCUCGUGUGCCCGCUGAGGCCAGUGGAGCGCUUCCGUGACCUGCAUCCCGAUGAAGUGGCCGAUUUGUUUCAGGUGACCCAGAGAGUUGGGACAGUGGUUGAGAAGCAUUUCCAAGGAACCUCCAUCACUUUUUCCAUGCAAGAUGGUCCCGAAGCUGGACAGACUGUGAAGCACGUGCAUGUCCACAUCCUUCCCAGGAAGGCAGGAGACUUCCGCAGGAAUGACAGCAUCUAUGAUGAGCUCCAGAAGCAUGACAAAGAGGAAGAGGACUCCCCAGCCUCUUGGAGAUCCGAGGAGGAGAUGGCGGCCGAGGCUGCGGCUCUGCGUGGUUACUUCCAGGCAUGAAAGUAACUCAAACAAAUCCCAAGGCAUAAGGAAAUGGGCCUCGUUCUCAGGACUCUGCAGCAUUGGAAAUGAAGCUAAGCAGACUUUAUUACGUCCCACGAUUUUGCAGCCUUUUGCAGAGCAUUUUAUUGCACUCAGGGAAGCCAUUGGGGUUAAGUUUCAAUCAGAAUGACUGACAGGCUAACUUCAAAACAAUGGCAUCAACAGCCCUGUCACAUCUUCUAAGUUAUGUACUUAGAAUAAGACCUUUUCUAAACUGUCCCUUAGCCUUGGAUGGGAAUAAAAUGGUAGCUAAAAUA
This is a messenger RNA of Nannospalax galili (Upper Galilee mountains blind mole rat), 912 nucleotides long. It is a transcript of the gene Fhit, whose product is annotated as fragile histidine triad diadenosine triphosphatase. Gene Ontology annotation, molecular function: ubiquitin protein ligase binding; bis(5'-adenosyl)-triphosphatase activity. NCBI's taxonomy places the organism in Eukaryota, Metazoa, Chordata, Mammalia, Rodentia, Spalacidae. The record is from RefSeq and is a predicted model, not a curated record. Gene Ontology annotation, biological process: purine nucleotide metabolic process; intrinsic apoptotic signaling pathway by p53 class mediator; diadenosine triphosphate catabolic process. The transcript is spliced from 8 exons. Bases 53 to 613 code for a protein of 186 amino acids. Gene Ontology annotation, cellular component: cytoplasm; plasma membrane; nucleus.